This is a messenger RNA of Amoebophrya sp. A25, 3952 nucleotides long. The record is from the annotation of a GenBank genome assembly. Lineage: Eukaryota; Dinophyceae; Syndiniales; Amoebophryaceae.
GUUUACAGCUCUUAAAGAACCUUCUUCCUCCAACGAGCAGACGAGUGGAGCUAAACCUUGUUCUCCUCCACACGAACCACCCAAUAGCAGCAGCUCUAGUGGUGCUGCUCGGGGUGCCUCUACUGAAGAAGAACCUGAGAAGACAAGCAAUAUCAUGCCAGCAGCAGAAGUAGCAGCAGAAGUAGAAGAAGGGUGCUCUCAGCCAUCUUCAAGUAAUAGCGGAGGUUCUCAAGUAGAACUACCAUCUUCAUCAAGUAAUAGCGGAGGUUCUCAGGUAGAAAAAGGCGUGGGUCCUCCACGAGGACAAGGACAGAAUAACGAAGGUGAUCGUGCUCACGAUAUUAAACUACAACAACUCAAAAAAAAUGAGCUGCCUCCAGAUGGGCGCACACAAGAACCAGCCUCGUCGUCAUCCUCUCAAAAACGCAGAGUAGUCGGCCUUGUCAGAAGAAAGGAGAAGAAAGCAUUGGAACGACGACUUCGUUAGGGCCUUGUGAUCUUAUUUACCUUAUUCGUUUUGGGACUUGUCUCACGCUUAGUCCGUUAUUGGCCUUAUUCUUCAGAAGUAGAGACUUAUCCCGUUAUUAAUAUUGACCUUAUUCUUGAAGUAGAGACUUAAUAUCUUGAAGUAGUUGAGGAUUGAAGGCAAGUAAAUAUUCUUAUUGACUACAUUAAUAUUCUUAUUCAUUGUUUACCAGAAAGAACGUCUUCGUUUCUCUUUACUCAGAAGUGCAGUUACUUUGAUUUAUCUACAUCUUUCAUGAGAAGAAGGAGAACAACUACCUUGUACCUUCAUGAAGACGAAGGACCAACUAGAACCACCUUUCUCUAUGAAAUACAGUCGGAAAUAGGGAGACGUGAUCGACCCACUAGAAAUCCUGCUUUUUCUUGAGAUCCAUCAGAUUGGUGGCGUUUUCGGUUUGAUUUAGUGGACGACUUUCCUAAACCAAUUACCCUUCUAUGCUACAUAAUAAGUAUAACGUCGGAGCAGGUAAUGAAAUUUUACAUGAAAUUUCUUGAUAUAAUACCGGCUAGUUUUCCGUCUAAUAUUCUUAGGUGUAUCCCUUCAUACAGUAAACCAAUGGUAAAUACUUGAUAUGAUGACGUAUAAUUAUACGGAAUGUUCGGGUGUAUUAGAUUAGUGUUAGUUAUGGACCUAAUAAAGAUUAACUAUUCCACUAUCGUCUAGAACAACUGCAUUAUACGGCACGAUCAUCAAACGUGGGUCAUCUAAGAACACGAGGCCCGCCAAGAACUACACCAAGCGAGACUACAGGACUCGCAGAAAGGAGCUCCAGAUUAAGGCUUCCCUCAUGAAAAUGAUUGCUUAGAACGUUGAUCAAGUAGGUGCAAAGUUUUGCUCUGUGUAAGUUUUGCUUCAAAAACGGCUAGUAUUAAGGGUCGAACCUGAAGAAGUACACGACAAUGACCAAGUAGGUGGUAAUGGUUUUCUCAUCUGACAACUCCUGUUUGCGCCUGACUGUCUAGGUCCAUAGGAGUAGCAUCGAUAAUAUUUGCUCAGCCGAUGAUUAUCUUCGGAUCCUGUGACAACUCGGGGACUACUUUCAUUUGCUGCAUAAUCUGUAGGGCGAGUCUUUGAUCUACUUAGAGAAUACUCUUCUACUAAAGGAUGAAUUAUUUGAGCUCUAAAAAGAAGAGAAGGACGACGAUGAUGACGAAGGAGACGACGAUGAUGACGAAGGAGACGACGAUCAUGAGCACAAUGAAUUGAUGAAACGCCUAGCAAAAGCAUUUGGCAUAUCCGAGUCAUUUAUAACGACUGCAUUAAAAAAAAUGACGGAAAAUGGACUCGAUCUUAAGGCUAGCGUCGAGAUUAACCCUAUAAUCCGCAUCUUCUCGGACCCGGAGCUUCUGGACGACUUGGGCCCCCCAGGGGGGUAGCUCUAAUCUUCAUGGGGUAGCUCUAAUAUUCAUCAUAGUCGCCGUCUAGUGCAGGAGCUCUAAUCUUCACAAUAGUCGCUGUCUAGUCGUAGUCCUUAUUCAUAAUACCCUACAGGAGGAGUAGUAGGUGUAGGACCUUCUUGGGGUGAGCGCUAAUAGUUCUGAUCGGCCUGAGCACAUAGCAGGAGCCGUGGGUUUUCUUCAUCAGGUAAGAGAGGCUGCCGCAGAAGAGGCAAGGCGAUUCGCAGUAGAACAAGAAACGCAGUUACACAUUGCAUUAUUAAGGCUUUACCUAUCAAUUAUUCAUCUCUCACACUUUUACAUUUUUGACUGCAUCUUUUUUUUUUGUUAUCUACUUGUCUAGUACAAGUCCACCAGCAUUUAUUUGCGACGUGGCUUGAAUCGGGGGCGUGGCCCGGACUUACGAAUUCUAAGAGAGGACAGGUCCGUGGCCUGCGUCCAUUCUGAAAGCUUAAGAUAUUGUUCCCCUCGAGCAUUCCUAGUAUUCUCGUGGUAUAGUACAACUCUUCAAGGAUGCAGCAGUUCUUUGAAGAUGAGUGGCAGGAGAGUAGAGAUCUUCUAAGUUUGGGGGAGGAUUUGGCAUUUCGCACGGACGGAUCUGUUGAAAAGAUGGAGCAGGAAGCAGAUAUCCUACGGCGCCUCCAGGACAUGAAUAUGAUUUUUUAAGGCUUCUUCCCCUAAAAAUGGUGCUUCUUCGAAGUAGAAAGCAUCUUACUUAGUUACCCUAAAAAGAUGAGACGUUGACGUUUUCAAGGGGAAAGCAGUCUCAGGAUGGACUUCGAGAUGGAUUCGAGUGACAUCUAAACGUUAGCGGGGUCCUUACUAGAUCUGAUGCAAGCACUAGACGAGCACCCGUAUGCUUGCGACGCGCUGUCGGUCGUGGCUAGGGCGCUACUUGAAACGCAUGAUUUUCUAUUAACCGAGAAGCUACAGCAUCUAGAACCUAAGCUGCGAGCGCUAGCAAAAUUCCUAGUACAGCUGCAAGAACUACUAGCCAGCCAACUACCCGUGGAACUGUUCAAAGAGACGAAGCCAGUGCAAAGGAUUCUGAGACUACUACUGGGACUUCUGAAAAAGCACGGGUACCAUAAAGUUAGGGCUUCCCGUAAUUAAUCCCUGGUUGUAGAGAUUCCUCAAGAACAGUAUGUACCAUAGUGAGUCAUAUUCUUGCGGGAUCCCUACAGGGACGACCUGGGGACGCUCUAAUAAAAGAACAGAAGCACAACCACAAGAGGAAGAGGAGCACGACCAGGGAGGCAGUAGUUCGAGUGGAGGCAGUAGUUCGAGUGGAGGCAGUAGUUCGAGUGGAGGCAGUAGCUCAUCUAUUAAGGGAUAUAGCUUCACGACAUUGCAUCCUGCGCUCCCAUCCUUGAGCUGUUUCCCAAUACGAAGGGAGUGAAGGAUGGUCUGCUGAAGAAUGCAAAAAUAGCGCAGCCUCUAACUCUAGUGGGAGGGUCGAGGAGCUGGAGCGUCUGCGGCCUCGCCUUGAGGAGCUAUUAAAACUGCUAGAGGAUUCCGUUCUAGAAUUGCCACCACUAGACGAUCCCGAGCAACAGGAACAGCUGAUGAGAAAACAUGCGCGCGCGCUGUCAUCACUAAAUGAACUGAGGACAUUGCUGCCCUCGCAAGAGUAUAACGAGCUUUUACCAAAACUAGUGGCGUCACUACAACAUUUGCGAGAAGUACUUCAAAACGGGCCACAACAACCGGAUUAUGACGCGAAGGCACAUGUGCCGCAUCAUCCUUACUAGGAGUAUCAACAUCCUUGGCUUGUUAUUAUUUCAUGGGCAAGAACGUGUAAAAAACCAGUUGGUCAAGAACGGGUAUAAAUCAGUGCUUUAUUGGUACACUGUUUGGAUAGAAAUGUGAUUGCAAAAAUGCAACGGCUAGUGCUAACUUAUAGAUACUUAACAGAAUGUGGAAAACGAAAAGUAGGAAAAGAAUGAAAAGGCCAAGGAUUCUACUGCAAGUAGGAAGAUGCGAGAACCGGAAGUGCUCUAACGAAUAACGUCGCUGCCAGGAAUCCUAG